This is a messenger RNA of Dovyalis caffra, 537 nucleotides long. NCBI's taxonomy places the organism in Eukaryota, Viridiplantae, Streptophyta, Magnoliopsida, Malpighiales, Salicaceae. The record is from the annotation of a GenBank genome assembly.
AUGGAUGAGAGAAACACUGGUAGCCAUGGUGGUGUGAGUUCCACCUAUAGAGGGGUACGAAAGAGAAAAUGGGGCAAAUGGGUGUCAGAGAUACGUGAGCCAGGGAAAAAAAGUAGAAUUUGGUUAGGGAGUUUUGAGACACCAGAAAUGGCAGCAACAGCUUAUGAUGUUGCUGCUUUACAUUUUAGGGGAUACGAUGCGAAACUUAAUUUUCCUGACUCGGUUCAUAAUCUACCAAAGCCAGCAAGCAGUAAUGCCGAAGAUAUUCGCAUAGCAGCCCAUGAGGCAGCUAUGAGCCUUAGGCCCUCUGCAGCUGAGUCCUCCCAAGGUGGCAGCUCUAGCUCAAAUGUUGGUCCCAUCACAGUUAGGCUCUCCCCAAGCCAAAUUCAAGCCAUUAAUGAGUCACCCUUGGAUUCACCAAAGAUGUGGAUGCAAAUGUCAGAGACAGCAACGCUAGAAGAGUCCAUGAUGUUCGCCAAUGACGGUGAGGAGGAAAAGUGGGAAAACAAGCAAACAGAUUCUCUUUGGGAUCCUUAG